UGUACGAUUCACGAGCGAGGAUAUGGAUCGCGCGGCCGGCAUGCCGCCGCCCGUCUCCCCGCUCCUCUCUUCCCCAUCGCCGCCCCUCCACCUUCACCGCCGUCCCCGGCCUCUAGCGCCUCGGUCACCGCGGUUGCCGCUCCGUCGCCUCUGGCGCGACGGCGGCGGCGACGGGUGCCAGCCGUCGAGGCUCCGGCAUGUCCGGCCGCCGCGCGCCGUUCCCAUCAUCGCGCCCGGCGACCAGUGGGGCAACUGGGCGUUCCUCCUCUCCGCCGCGGCCUUCGGCACCUGGGCGGAGGAGCGGACGGCGUGGGGCGCGGCGCUGAGCGGGGCGCUGGUGAGCAUCCUCGCGGGGCUGGCGGCGUCGUCGGCGGGGCUGGUGGCGCCCGGCGCGCCCGCGCAGGCCGUCGUCAUGGAGUACCUGCUCCCCGUCGCCGUGCCGCUCCUGCUCCUCGGCGCCGACCUCCGCCGCGUCGUCCGCGCCACCGGCGACCUCCUCAAGGCCUUCCUCAUCGGAUCAGUUGCAACGGUGAUCGGCACGACGGUGGCUUACUUGCUGUUCCCGAUGAGGUCUCUCGGCCAGGAUGGCUGGAAGAUCGCCGCCGCUCUCAUGGGGAGCUACAUUGGCGGAGCGGUGAAUUUCGUUGCGAUUUCGGAGGCGCUGGGCACGACGCCGUCGGUGGUGGCGGCCGGCGUGGCGGCGGACAACCUCAUCUCGGCGCUCUACUUCACGGCUCUCUUCGCGCUGGCGUCCAAGAUACCGCCGGAGCCGAAAAGCGCCUCGUCCCCGGAGGACGGCGGCGAGGGCGAGCCCCGGGGCAGCAUGUCCGUGCUGCACGGCGGCGCGGCGCUGGCGCUGUCGUUCACUAUCUGCAGGGCCGGGACGGGGAUAGCGGCGGGGCUGGGCGUCGGGAUCGGCGGCACGCUGCCGUGCGUGACGGCGCUGGUGGUGGCCCUGGCGACGGCGUUCCCGGGAGUGCUCGGCCGGCUGGCGCCGUCGGGCGAGACCAUGGCGCUGAUCCUGAUGCAGGUGUUCUUCACGGUGGUGGGCGCGAACGGCAGCGUGGUGGACGCGGUGACCAAGGCGCCCGCCGUGUUCGCGUUCGCGGCUGUGCAGGUGGCCGUGCACCUCGCCGUGGUGCUCGGGGUCGGGAGGCUGGCGGGGCUCGACAGGAAGCAGCUGCUCAUCGCGUCCAACGCCAACGUCGGCGGGCCGACCACGGCCGCCGCCAUGGCCACGGCGAAAGGGUGGAGCUCACUCGUCGUGCCCGGCAUCCUCGUCGGCAUCUUUGGGAUCUCCAUCGCCACGUUCUUCGGCAUCGGCUUCGGCAUGUUCGUGCUUCGGAGAAUUUCCGGCUUCUAGUCAGUGGCUUUUUGAGGCAAUUUUCUCCUGCUAGAUAGAGCUCAUAUGGAGUGCUUUUUUAACUCUUCUGUUUUUCGGUGGUGAGUCAAAUUUUGUUUCACUUGUCAUAUGCUUACUUAUUUGUCUAGGAUGAUGUUUAGUGUGGUCACAUUGUAUUGCAGUAUGGUUAUACUUAUAUCUUGUGGA
This is a messenger RNA of Hordeum vulgare subsp. vulgare (domesticated barley), 1549 nucleotides long. RefSeq lists its product as uncharacterized. Bases 23 to 1363 code for a protein of 446 amino acids. The record is from RefSeq and is a predicted model, not a curated record. Lineage: Eukaryota; Viridiplantae; Streptophyta; Magnoliopsida; Poales; Poaceae. The transcript has 4 exons.